Messenger RNA from Amaranthus tricolor (Joseph's coat), 3503 nucleotides. Its product is annotated as protein RRC1-like. The coding region runs from base 307 to 3186 and encodes 959 amino acids. Gene Ontology annotation, cellular component: nucleus. Gene Ontology annotation, molecular function: RNA binding. The record is from RefSeq and is a predicted model, not a curated record. Lineage: Eukaryota; Viridiplantae; Streptophyta; Magnoliopsida; Caryophyllales; Amaranthaceae. The transcript is spliced from 18 exons. Gene Ontology annotation, biological process: RNA processing.
CACCAAUUAGUAACCUAAAUGGAAAAAUGAUGGAAAGAAAAAGGUAAGAAGGUAAAGAAAAGGGGAAAAAAAAGAUUAGCCAAACAAAAAGAAUUCUUAAGCCAAAACCUCCAUUUUGCGACCUACUCUACACAUUUAUCCGUAAUUAUCCCACAUUCAAACAUCAUAUUAUCAGAUCUUGGGCAUAAAUUUGAUGCUAAAACGUUAUCUCAUCCGCCGCCGCCGAAUCGAUCUAGCUUUUGUUGCAAAUAGUCACGCAGUCGCCAUUUCUGUUGACGCCGAAUAUCUCUUUUGGUUUAGAGAAAGAUGAGUUCUUUUUCAAUCACUCGGAAGAAGACUCCUUUCCAGAAGCAUAGGGAAGAAAAAGAAGCAAAAAAGAAGAGGGCUGAAGAUGAAACAGCUCGCCUAUAUGAAGAAUUUCUAGAAUCAUUCCAAGGGGAGGAUCUUCCUGGCUCAAAAGCGUUUGUGCGUGGAGGAUUAAUCAAUCCUAAUGAUAAAGUAAAGGCCGACUCUGAAGGUGGAAAUUCCAAAGAUGGUGUAUCUGGUUCCAAGAAGGGGAGUAGAUAUGUUCCAUCAUUCCUACCACCGCCAAUGGCAACUAAAGGCAGAGAAAUAGAGAGGGAGGAAACCAGGGAGAAACCUAAGGAAAAGGAGAAAGGAAGAGCAAGAAAUAUUGACAACUUCAUGGAGGAGUUAAAGCAGGAGCAAGAGAUGAGAGAAAAGAGAAAUCAAGAGCGUGGAAAAUGGCGUGAUGGUCGUAAUGAAGAACAAUCUAAUACACUUACUCGAUUUGAUGAGCUGCCUGAAGAUUUUGAUGCAAGUGGGAGGGGUUCUUUUGACGAUGGUGAUCCCCAAACAACAAAUCUAUAUGUUGGAAAUUUAGCGCCAACGGUUGAUGAAAAUUUUCUUUUGCGAACCUUUGGAAGGUUUGGACCCAUUGCUAGUGUAAAAAUUAUGUGGCCAAGGACAGACGAAGAACGAAGGCGGCAAAGGAAUUGUGGGUUUGUUGCUUUUAUGAAUAGGGCUGAUGCACAGGCUGCUAAAGAUGAAAUGCAAGGGGUCAUCGUGUAUGAUAAUGAAUUGAAGAUGGGAUGGGGUAAAUCGGUUUCUCUUCCAUCACAGGCGUUACCUGCACCCCCACCUGGUCAUAUGGCAAUCAGAAGUAAAGAGGGUAGCACAGUAAUCUUGUCUGGUUCAGGCACCCCUGUGGCACCUGCCCCUAAUCAGAACUCUGAGUUGGUCCUUACUCCUAAUGUUCCUGAUAUAACAGUUGUACCUCCUGAAGAUAGACAUCUUCGCCAUGUCAUUGAUACCAUGGCUUUAUAUGUUUUAGAUGGAGGUUGUGCUUUUGAGCAAGCAAUUAUGGAGCGUGGCCGUGGUAAUCCUCUUUUUAGUUUCUUGUUCGAGCUUGGCUCGAAGGAGCAUAUGUAUUAUGUUUGGAGGCUUUAUUCCUUUGCUCAGGGUGACACACUCCAGAGAUGGAGAACAGAACCUUUCAUUAUGAUAACUGGUAGUGGGAGGUGGGUGCCACCUUCUCUUCCUACAGAAAAAAGCCCAGACCCUGAGAAGGAGUCAGGCGCAACGUAUGCGGCAGGACGAAGCAGGCGUGUCGAGCUUGAAAGGACACUUACGGAUUCUCAGAGGGAUGAGUUUGAGGAUAUGUUACGUGCGUUGACACUGGAGAGAAGUCAGAUCAAAGAUGCUAUGGGGUUCUCUUUGGAUAACGCUGAUGCUGCAGGGGAGAUAGUUGAAGUUCUAACCGAAUCUCUUACCCUCAAAGAAACACCAAUACCCACAAAAGUUGCAAGAUUGAUGCUUGUGUCUGACAUCCUUCAUAAUAGUAGCGCUCCUGUGAAGAAUGCAUCUGCAUACCGUACAAAAUUCGAGGCUACAUUGCCUACCAUUAUGGAGAGCUUCAAUGAUUUGUACCGUAGCAUAAGUGGAAGAAUUACUGCUGAAGCUCUCAAGGAGAAGGUGCUGAAAGUGCUUCAGGUUUGGUCAGACUGGUUUUUGUUUUCAGAUGCAUAUGUAAAUGGAUUGCGAGCUACUUUUCUUCGACCUAGUUCUUCUGGGGUUGUUCCUUUCCAUUCCAUAAGUGGUGAUGCACCAGAACUGGAACAAAAGAUAGGCCGUGCUGAAAAUGUGAGUGAUGGGAUCAAGGCUAACCAGGAUGUGGCAUUGGCUAUGGGCGAGGGAGCUGCCAUGAAAGAGCUGCUAAGUCUCCCUCUUCCUGAGCUGGAGAGGCGCUGUAGGCACAAUGGACUUUCGCUUGUUGGGGGAAGAGAAAUGAUGGUUGCACGAUUACUUUAUCUCGGAGAAGCUGAGAAGCAACGGGGAUCUGAACUGGAAGAGGACUUGAAAUAUGCACAGACCCAUCUAAGCACAAAUAGAUAUGCGAAUGUGCAGAAAGACACAAAUGCUGAGAUGGAGGCUGGAAGAUCAUCAGCUUGGAACUAUUAUGGGGAUGAUGUGAUCUCUGAAGCAAGAGAGCCAAAUAGUCUGCCGGCAUCACUUUCUAUUCCACAACCUGAACUGAAAGCAUUCAAGGAGAAAGCAGAAAAUCUUUUACCAGCUUCAAAAUGGGCUCGUGAGGACGAUGAUGGUGAGCCUAAUCAAAGUUCUAGAGGUUUGGGGUUAAGUUACUCAUCAUCUGGGAGUGAGAAUGCUGCAGAUGAUCUUGGUAAUGCUGAGGAUGACGAGCUUGCAGCUCAGACUAGUACUGCAACUCAACCUGAAAUCACCAUUAAUGAAGAACAGCGACAAAAAAUGAGACGUCUAGAAGUUGCAUUGAUGGAAUAUCGGGAGUCACUGGAGGAAGGAGGUGUCAAAAGUCCAGAGGACAUUGAGCGGAAGGUUGCUGUUUAUAGGAAACGCCUGGAAUCAGAGUACGGUUUGUCAGAUUCGGGCAAAGAUCUUUCCAGGAGUAAAAGAACAUCUGAGCGAAAUCAUCGUGAAUCUUCUCGAAAACGACAGCGCAGCAGGAGUCGAAGUGGGAGCCUGCCCCGAAGAGGGUCAAAUAGGGAGAAGGAAGAUGUCGAUAGGGAUUACCGUGCCAAAGAGAGGGCUAAAUCUCAUGAUUCAGAUAGCGAGAGGAACAGGAGCAGAAGUAGAGAUCGCGAGAGGAGUGGUGGUCUUGAAAGGGAUGAUAGCCAAAGAGACAAGGAUAGACGACGAAGGAUAAGGUGAUGGUGGUAGUUUUUCGUUGCUUCUGAACAGAUUCGAGCCUACUAAAUGAAAUUGGUGUUGAUCGACUGUAAGGUUGCGAGUUGCAAGCGGAUAUAUUGCUUUGUACUUGAAUCAGGAAUUAGUCCAAAGAUUGAUAUGAUAAGGAACUUUUGAAGUAUAUUUAUUCCAUUUUGUUAUGUAGAGGUGGAUAAAUGAGUUUAUUAAUCUGAAUCUGUUUCUGACCCGAUAACAUGAAAGUGAAUUAUCAUCUCUUGUUUACAAAGGUACAAGCUUUGACCCGAAUAAUAAAUUACAUGACAACUAAAUGUUCACCUCUA